AUGUAUGUUUUAAAUGGAACUACUCUACUAGCCCCAAUUGCCAGUUCAGACCCUUCAGGCGUGUUAGUUCUAUCUAUAGUUGUAGCAGGAGCUGUUAUUAUCAUCAUAAUUAUCACUAUCGGUUGCUGCUACCGCCGCUGUAGAAAACAGGUGCCAGCAUCAGCAGACACCCACACACAUGAUGACUUGGUUGUAACUGUGUCACAAGGAAUACGGAAGGUAGCAGUCGUAUAUCCCCCUUCCGAGGACGCUGUGCACCAGGCUGAGGACAAUGUUGUAGUCGGCCCUGGAGGAUCUGCUUCUGGUAAUGAUCAACAAGGACCCGGACUCCGUAUUAAUCCUGUGUACGUCCCUACUAUUGUAGGUGACAGAAUAGUCACAACAGGGACAUCCACAGAGUCAGGUGUGAUGGGUGGCGAUAACCUAAAUCCUGAAACGAGAGGAGAAUAUGUUGCUCUUGAUAGGAAUGCUGUCCAACCCUCAAACAUCUAUGAACAUCUGACAACAUAUGAAGUAAUUGCCAACAUGUGAAGUAACAACCUGAAAAGAAACGGGCGUCUUUAUACUACACAUAUAAGGCCCACACGAAAACGUUCCCACCUUGUUUGUGCUACGAGAAAAUAAGGAAGAGAAUUUAUGAAUGUCAACUUGUGUAUACUUACUCCUUCAUCAGGUCAAGAAAAUGCUAUGAGGUAGAGAAUAUAUAUAUGCACCUGUAAGGACAACAAAAGUAAAAAAAUAACAUGGGGGAAACUUAACAAGCCAACAGAUAAUUGGCGCUGAUAGAUGAUUAGCAAUGGACAAAUGGAAGCAAACACUUAACAUGUCAUUGAUUGGUAAUAGGCAAUGGACAAUGGGCAAAUAUUACUUUUGUUGUCCUUACA
This is a messenger RNA of Haliotis rufescens (red abalone), 884 nucleotides long. RefSeq lists its product as uncharacterized. Bases 1 to 531 code for a protein of 176 amino acids. The record is from RefSeq and is a predicted model, not a curated record. NCBI's taxonomy places the organism in Eukaryota, Metazoa, Mollusca, Gastropoda, Lepetellida, Haliotidae. The transcript is spliced from 4 exons.